UUUAAUUGAGAAACCGAAUGAUUUUGAAUCAAACGUACCGAAUUGAAGACAAAAAUUUCUAUGUAUUUUCUAUGUACACCACAACAGAAUAUAAAAAUCAAUCUGAUUGUAUUUCGUUAUUUUCUUCAAAAUUGUAACUUUCACAACUUCCAUUAUUGAUUCCUGACUUUAUGUUGAGCAUAAUAUACCCCUUGGGAUCAAUAAAUAUAAUACAGUCUUUAGUGAACCCCGAAGAGUAAAUUCCAAGUCUAGUUGACGCAUCUGUUUCGCGCAUUUCAUUAAUAUUCUCAUUCAUUAUUAACUUUCCACCUGGAAUACAUAGAAAAUGGCGCUUUCAUUUCGCAAUUACCUAAUUUGCAUAACUAGAUAAGCAAUUAUUAUAACGACGCACAAAUUUUCACAAUUAUCUUCUGAACGAACAAGAAUUGAAGUCAACUCAGUAGACACUCGGACGUCUUACUAUUAUCAUGAAGAUACUAAAAACAAGUUUCAUUCUUUUGAGUCUUGCGGGGGUUUGGAAACCGCGAGGAUGGCGUGGAAUCAAAGCUUUUAUCUACUACUUCUACCAGUUUACCGUGGUGAUAUCCGACCAUAUGUUUAUAAUCUCCAGUAUCCUUGACCUGGAGUUCAAAAACGUCGAUCCAAGCGAGCUAUUUGACAAUUUAUCACUUCUUUUGGCCAUGACAAACGCAAGACAGAAAAUGUCCUGCGUGAUCAUUGGUCGCGGUGCAAUAAAAUAUAUUAUUGACACACUGGAGAAAAGUCCUUUCAAAACUCGCAACAACAAAGAGGAAGUCAUCGCCAUGAAAUUCGACGGUUUAAUCAGGAACAUAUUUGUAUCUUACACGAUGACAACUAUCGGAGGAAUAUGGCUGUAUUCAGCAUCCCGUUCUAGUGUAUUAGAUCCACCACAUACUCUUCCAUACAAAGGAUGGUUUCCGUAUAACUACUCAAACCCGAUAGUCUAUUGGUUAACAGCAGCCUUUCAAUUGUAUGCAAUAAACACCGCUAAUGUGGUAGACUUGGUAAUGGAUCUCCUGAUAUCUGCAAUAUUAUGCAGUAUGUGCGCACAAGUUCACAUUUUGAAAUAUAGAUUUAAAGUCAUGCUCGAAGAGCUAAAAGGCAUUACCAAUGAUACCGAAUGUUCCGACAUUGCAACCACGGAACGGUUGAUGAUUGCUGAUUGGGUCGAGUACCACAUAGACCUCAUUAACUUGAUUAAAUAUAUGAACAACGUAUUUUCGAACGUUAUAUUUCUACAGUAUACCGUGAGUUCUGUUAUUCUCUGUACCUUGGCGUUUUUAAUGUCUCAUACAGACGCGAUGACUAUGACCUUCGCUGGAUACUUUGGAUUCUUAAUAACUAUUUAUUUUCAAGUGUUCCAACAGUGUUACUGCGCUCAUACUCUGACUUCUGAGUCUGCUGAUAUAACUACGGGGAUUUAUGACGCAGAUUGGCCUAGUUUGAGCAACAAUAUUCGAAGAUCGGUGGUCAUUAUAAUGUGCAAAAGUUACAGGCCAAUUUUGAUAACCAGCAGUUUUUUUAUUAUUCUGUCUUUGGAAUCUUUUACUAAGAUUAUCAAACUUGCGUAUACUAUUUAUAAUGUAUUAUCAUAAUAAGUAAAGUGCAAAAUAUUGCACAGUAAAUUAUUUUCUUACCAGCAACAUUAACUGUAUUUUUCUCUUCCUAUGGUGAAGUCACGAUAUACAAUUUUGUAUAUAAGCUGACAAUUAUAAUAAUAAGAAAAAUGAUAAUACAAUAUAACAUAAUUUAUCUGCAUAGCCUCUUAAUGACUGAAGGC
This is a messenger RNA of Cotesia glomerata, 1801 nucleotides long. RefSeq names its product odorant receptor 4-like. The record is from RefSeq and is a predicted model, not a curated record. Lineage: Eukaryota; Metazoa; Arthropoda; Insecta; Hymenoptera; Braconidae. The transcript is spliced from 5 exons. The coding region runs from base 468 to 1616 and encodes 382 amino acids. Gene Ontology annotation, cellular component: plasma membrane. Gene Ontology annotation, molecular function: olfactory receptor activity; odorant binding. Gene Ontology annotation, biological process: sensory perception of smell; detection of chemical stimulus involved in sensory perception of smell.